This is a messenger RNA of Cucumis melo (muskmelon), 1577 nucleotides long. Its product is annotated as 1-aminocyclopropane-1-carboxylate oxidase homolog 1-like. The coding region runs from base 291 to 1415 and encodes 374 amino acids. The record is from RefSeq and is a predicted model, not a curated record. The transcript has 3 exons. Lineage: Eukaryota; Viridiplantae; Streptophyta; Magnoliopsida; Cucurbitales; Cucurbitaceae.
ACUCUGAAAUAUAAACUUUUCAACAUGAUUUGAUUACAAGUCUAAAAUUCAAAGGAAACACUAUAUGAAUUAUGAACAUCUAUCUAUUUAUCCAUUCAGUCAAACUUUGAAUAUUCAUUACUAGUGGACAACUUGAACUUGAACUAUUAUUAGAAUUAGAUCCCACCGUACAAACCCCCCUAUAUAUCCUACUACAUCACCAUUGCCCAAACCACUUUACAAUUUUGAAAACACACUCUUCAUUUCAUAAAUUCAAUCUCUUCCAUCCACCUAAGAGAUCGAGAUCCAUAAUGGCGGUCGCAGCUUCAGGAAUCAACCUUACUCCACUAUCCAAAGCCGACGAUAACUUCCAUAGACCCACUGAACUCAAAGCUUUCGAUGACACUAAAGCCGGCGUUAAAGGCUUAGUCGACGCAAACAUUACUGAAAUCCCCCGUAUCUUUUACCACCCACCGGAGGAAGUCGACUCCGCCGAAACCCAUAUCCAUAUUCCAUUGAUAGACCUCGAAGGCGUCGGCGACGAUUCGCUCAAACGCAAACACAUUAUCGAUCAAAUCCGUGACGCUUCGGAGGAAUUGGGCUUCUUCCAAUUGAUUAACCAUGGAAUUCCGACGAGUGUUCUAGAAGAAAUAAGAGACUCUGUUCGAAGAUUUCACGAACAAGACACGGAAGUUAAGAAACAAUACUAUACAAGAGACUUCAUGAAGCCUUUUAUUUACAAUAGUAAUUUCGAUUUGUAUUCUGCUCCCACUACCAAUUGGAGGGAUACAUUUAGUUAUGUCAGUGCUCCAAAUCCUCCAAAUCCACAAGAAUUGCCGGAAAUUUGCAGAGAUAUUAUGGUGGAUUUCUCGAAAUGGGUGAUGGAGAUCGGAAAAUUAGUGUUGGAAUUGCUGUCGGAAGCUUUGGGUUUGAAUCCCAACUACUUGGACAACAUAGGAUGCAGUGAUGGGCUUGCAUUUGUAUAUCACUAUUACCCUCCAUGUCCACAGCCAAAAUUGACCAUCGGCAUAUCCGAGCACUCUGACACUGACUUCAUCACGGUGCUGUUGCAAGACCUCGUCGGCGGCCUACAGAUUCGUCAUCAAAACAAGUGGAUUGACGUGCGUCCUGUCGCUGGAGCCUUAGUCGUUAACAUUGGUGACCUUAUGCAACUAAUAACCAAUGACAGGUUCGAAAGUGUUAAUCAUAGGGUUCUAUCAAGUCACGAAGGUCCAAGAAUAUCCGUAGCGGGUGUUUUCUCAACGAUGGUUUCGCCAAGUGACAAAUUUUAUGGACCCAUCAAGGAAUUGUUAUCAAAAGAAAAGCCUGCAAUUUACAGAGAAACUACGGUUAAAGACUUUAGUGUUCAAUUCAAGUCGGAUGGGCUUGGAACUUCUACUUUAAAACAUUACAAGCUGAAUCAUGCAGAUGUUUAGAUUGUACCAUCCCCAUAAUCAUAGAUAUGUACUCAAGUUUGUUUUCAUAAUCCACGAUCUUUAUCUAUGUUAUAGCUAUUUUCUUCCGGUACUUUUUAUUGUACUACUAUCGUAAAAGUUGAAGUUGAAAGUGAACAAAACAAUGUUUCCCUUUUGAAAUUA